Molecule: messenger RNA, 1669 nt
Organism: Lathyrus oleraceus (garden pea)
Lineage: Eukaryota; Viridiplantae; Streptophyta; Magnoliopsida; Fabales; Fabaceae
Product: glycolate oxidase 1
Exons: 12
Coding region: 360-1463 (367 amino acids)
Cellular component (GO): peroxisome
Molecular function (GO): FMN binding; (S)-2-hydroxy-acid oxidase activity
Source: RefSeq, a predicted model, not a curated record
GUCACAAACUCUCGUAUGCUAGCUACUGUCACUGUCUCCUGCUGAGACUUCAUUGACUCUUUUUUUGUCAUAUCUUAUUUUCUCCAUUCUCCUGAUUAGUUCCAACUUGUUCCUUACUUCAGCAUUCCAAACUACAGGUUCUCUCUCCUAUUCAUCUUACAUUUAAGUUAAUUUCAUUCUACAGGAUCGGAAAAGUCGCUUCUGAUGGUGGGGUGGUUCGCCGGAAUAGGCGGCGAAAGUGGUGUCCGGGCGGUGGUGACCGGAAAACAGAGGCCGGAAGGGGUCACGGCAGUGAAUCAUUUAUACGAUCUUGUGGACAUAUAACAUAAUAAAGUAACUUGACUAUUAUUAAGAAGAGGAUGAAUAUAACAAAUGUGAGCGAGUAUGAAGCAAUUGCAAAGGAAAAGUUGCCAAAGAUGAUUUAUGAUUACUUUGCAUCAGGGGCAGAGGAUCAGUGGACUUUGAAAGAGAACAAUGCAUUCUCAAGGAUUAUGUUUAGGCCACGUGUUCUUAUCGAUGUAAGCAAGAUAGAUUUGACAACAACUGUGUUAGGCUUCAAAAUAUCAAUGCCUAUCAUGAUUGCUCCUACAGCCGCGCAAAAGAUGGCUCACCCUGAAGGAGAAUAUGCUACUGCUAGAGCAGCAUCAGCAGCUGGCACCAUCAUGACACUAUCCUCAUGGGCUACUUCCAGCAUUGAGGAGAUUGUUUCAACAGGACCUGGCAUACGCUUCCUCCAACUCUAUCUGCUUAAAGACCGAAAUAUGGUUACUCAGCUUGUGAGAAGAGCUGAAAAGGCUGGUUUCAAGGCAAUUCUCCUUACUGCAGACUCUCCGGUCAUUGGUCGUAGAGAGGCUGACAUAAAAAAUAGAUUUAUACUGCCAUCAUAUCUGAGAAUGAAGAACUUUGAAGUCAUGGAUCUUGAAAAGUUGUAUAAGAUUAAAGACAAUGGUGGUCUCAUCUCUGUGACUAAUGGUCUAUAUGACCAAUCACUCACCUGGAAGGAUGUAAAAUGGCUUCAAACAAUCACCCCAUUGCCCAUUUUAGUGAAGGGAGUACUUACGGCUCAAGAUGCUAGGUUAGCCAUACAAGCUGGAGCUUCCGGAAUCAUUGUUUCCAAUCAUGGUGCUCGCCAACUUGACUAUGUCCCUGCAACUAUUAUGGCUUUAGAAGAGGUUGUUCAAGCUGCAGAGGGAAGAGUUCCUAUUUUUAUGGAUGGUGGAGUUCGCCGAGGGACAGAUGUUUUUAAAGCAUUGGCUCUUGGAGCCUCUGGUGUAUUUAUUGGAAGACCUGUGGUGUUCUCAUUGGCUGCUGAGGGUGAAGCUGGUAUAAGGAAGGCACUUAAGAUGCUUCAUGAUGAACUUGAAAUAACCAUGGCACUUUGUGGUUGCCCUUCACUGAAGGACAUAACUCGUGACCAUGUUGUGACUGAGCGUGACCGCCCAAGAAUUGCUCCCAGAUUAUGAGACAUCAUUCUCUAUAGUGUUGGAGCAUGAGGAGGGUACUCAUUGAGAAACUUGCAAACAUAGAAAUUUAAUUUUAUAAUCUUAUAAUCAUUUCAUGUUAUAAACAUGAAUUUUUCUCAAACUUUCAUCAAUUUAUUUUGACAAGUUUGAGUUUAACAGUGUAUUUUGACAGAUAUGAAUUUAGAUGGUGGAUUGAAAAAAUGACA